AUGGCGCCCAAAGCAGCCCUGCUGGUACCAUCAAAGCGCAAGGCCUCCAUUCGUGAGACGCUCGAAAAGGUACGUUUUGAAGGUGGUCAGGUCAAGUUCGACUUUAUCGAGAAUCUGGAAACCAGAGCCCGCGAGUUACGCACCUUCCGUUGGCAGGCCCCAGCCACCCAGAACCGUCAGGAUCGUCAUAUCUAUCUCUACCUCGAAAUGAUCAGAACUCUGGAGGGCCUUCCCGAAGACAUGAGCCACGUCGACAUUCAUCCCCAUGCCUUCCCGCAGGACCAUGAAAAGCUCUUCCAGUAUCUCGAGAUGUUUCUCAUCCUCUGCUUCAAGACUACUCAGCCACGCUCGAAUUACGGCGUAGCAGAGAUCGCUUGGGGUACCCUUGCCACGUUUCGUGCAAGCAUGCUGUAUUGGGUUGCCCGGAUCUAUGGUCAGCUGAAGCGUGAUCCCCCUACCAACACAGCUGCAUUCAAUCGCAUGACCACUACCAUGAACGGCCUCAACGUCCAGGACCGCUCUUCCGUCGACCCCAUCUUUGCGACCGUCAAGACCCAUGUCGGCCUUACUGAGAUCCGGCAAUUGAUCGAAAGCGACAUGAUGCGUACAGCAUGCAUUGAGAACGCUGAGCAACACCACCUUGCCUGGUGCCUUGGACGUUUUCUUGCUCUUCGCCCUGCCUCGAUAGGUGCAGAGUCUUUCACUGGGCCUGGAAACACCCGACACCAGCCUCAUCUUGUCUGGCGCGAUGUCGUUCUUCAACGCGACCCAUCUGACAAGGGUCGGUUUACUGCUGUCAUCACCAUCCGUCACUGGAAGCAUACAAGAGAUGCCGAUGCUGAUAGGUCUGGCCCCAAGACCUACACACUUGUAUCACCCCCCGCCGACCAGCUCAUAUUCAGUGUCCCUCAUCGCCUGUUGGUUAUCGCUCUCCGUCGAGGUAUUCUGCUUGACUACAACACCAUCGAGGAUCUCCUUGCUGGUGACCUUGCCAACAUUACCAUUCGAGAUGAUCAGCUGGAUGAGCCCAUCUUCUACGCCUCAGGUCCCCGUGGCCUCGAGCUUGAUACCAGCAAGCCCCUGAAUGCGCACGCACUCACCGAUUACAUCAGAGAGCGUGGAAAGACCCUCGGCUAUCCUCACCCAAUCACGUUCUAUUCUAUCCGCCGUCGUGCUGCUACAGACCUGUCUGUCAACUACUCAAAGGAUCUGAGCCGCGAAGUCAUGAAUCACACCACUGAUAGCCGCACCCUUGAGACUUCUUACCUGGACAUUAGGCAAGGAUUCAAUCCUACAGCUGCUGGUCUGGGUAUCCAACUUGGUGCUUUCGGUCAUGACCCCGCCAUCAGUGGUCCUUCAUCGCUCGCAGUAAACACCUUGGAUCCCGCACGCUUGCUCAGAACUCAAGGCGAAGCUCUGAACCUGGUCACUCGAGAGCUGAUGGCUUCAGACCCUGAUAACUCUGCCAUUGGUACUGAUGAGUACAAGAACUACCGCCGUCGUAUUCGCAACCAAGCAUAUCGAAUCCUGGUCACUGCGCAGACCACAAUCCAGGCUCGCGAAGAUACUCUCGAUACACUCAACGAGCGUUCACUACUCGCUCAAGCGAGCCUAUUCCACGAUGAAGUCAUGCGUUACGCCAAAGACUCAACGCUGGCUAGCACUCUGGAGGAAGUACCUGGCGAGGACCGCCUGGAUGAAGCCCAGGAGCAGCUCUCCUCUGCAGCCCCUGAGGACGAGGAGGAAGAAGAUCCCGAUAGUCUCUUUGUCGGAAGCCAAGAAGAUGAGCCUGCACUUGAGGAGCCCUUCGGAGAGGACAUCACUGCCCCUGGUUCCGCAUCUCGACCUGGUGACUCCACCCCUGGUCCGUCCGCUCCUGGACCCUCCGCCCCUGGUCCAUCUGCCCCUGGACCCUCCUCACGACCUGGAAGCUCUAUCUCCUACGAGCUCAUGGCAAAGAUGUCCAUGUCUCUUAUCACUAACAAUGUUCUCUCUACUCAGCAGUUCUGGGAGACUCGAGACAAGAGGUGCCCUGCCUGUAAUGAGGACCCCACAAUGUCUCAGGAGGACAAGGACAAGGAGUACCGCUCUCUGUCUGUGUUGACCUCUCAUAUGAGCUCGAAUGUUCACAGUGGCCUUGAGAGGGUCAAGCGCCAGCUUGAGAUUAACGCCAAAGCUCUUGCGUCCGGCAGGUACUACUGCUUGUACUCUUGUGGCAAGAACUGGGCCCGUAGAAGAGAUUGCAUCGAACACAUGGACAACAGCACUGAGGCCACGGACGGCGCUGAACACGAUGCUGCCAAAGCCGCUGAUGGAUGGUACGAUGCUGGAUUCAAAGGCACUGGCUCUAUUCAAUACCACAAGGAGCUUGAGCGUAACCGCAAGCGCCUCUACCUGCACACCGGCCUUGAGUUCGAGGAGAUCCCUCAACUCCAGCACUCGAUCCCUCAUCCCACGGACCCGGAUAUUGUUCUUGGUGACUUCGCUCCGUACACUAUCCCUUCUCACCUGCAAGAUGAGAUCGUUGAGCUUUCUCCGGAUGAGCUCGCUGACCCUCAUCGCUCGGGUUGGCGUGCUUCGCUCCAGGCGGACAUUGACGCUGGCCACAUCAUUGAGUACGAAAACAUUUCAGAUGUUCCUCAGAUGCCUAUUCCUCCUCGCCUGAAGUGGCAUGUCACCGAGACAGAUGAAAUUCCCACUAUCCUCAAGAAGAAGCGCAAGACGGACAAGACUGACAACGCUGGCCAGACUGGCCAGGCUGGCCGCAGAGUCUCCUGGGCUCCUAUGCAGUAG
Messenger RNA from Aureobasidium melanogenum CBS 110374, 2793 nucleotides. RefSeq lists its product as uncharacterized. The coding region runs from base 1 to 2793 and encodes 930 amino acids. The transcript has a single exon. Lineage: Eukaryota; Fungi; Ascomycota; Dothideomycetes; Dothideales; Saccotheciaceae. The record is from RefSeq and is a predicted model, not a curated record.